AGCUGCCAGUCUACAUUUUGACGUAGAUUUGCAGACAAAUUUGUCAUACUUAUUUCGCUACAUUGCGUCAGUGUAUCAGGUCAAUUGGCACGUCCAACACAUAUGCACAAUUAUCGAUUUCUAAAUUCAAUUGUUUUUACACAAUGGUUAAAGUUAAAUACAAAAUUAAACGAAAAUCUCGCAAUGAUUCCAAAACUAAGAAACCGGUGUCCAAAAAAUCUAAAAAAUUCGGGGGACGAAUUCCUCGAAAAAAUAUGCCAUGUGGCGUCUGUGGGGAGAAAGCAAAAGCUCAAAAUUACGGAGGCAUUUCUUGCAAUUCUUGCCGGUCGUUUUUUCAUUAUUUUGUCAUCAACAAGGUCGAGAAUCCUACGUCAUUCCGACAUCUUAAGAAAAAUUGCAAAUUUGCAAAAAAUUGCACAAUUAACAAAGUUACGAGAAAAAAGUGUAAAACGUGUCGAUUCUUUAAAUGCGUAAGCAUUGGAAUGUCGCCGGUUUGGGUGUGGAAGGAGUAUCAAAAAGCACAAGAGCUUAAACAGCAAAGAAACCCGACAAACAUUUUCAAGAUUGAAUUAUCAGUAUUAAGCGAUGAGGAUGUUGAAAAAAUUGGAAAUUUAUCAAAAUUCUAUCAAACGGCGUGCGAAUUAAUUCCCUACACGUUUCUAACGCGAGAAGAAAAUGAAGUCUUGAGCUAUACUAAAAUCUUUUUGAUUGAUAUUGGCUUAUUGUCUACGGCGAUUAGAAGGUUCGUAUGUUUUGCAAGGAUGCUUCCCGAAUUUGCAAAGCUUAGCUUGCACGAUCAAGCAAAUUUGUUGAGGCGAUCGGUCAUGGAAAUGUUCCUUUUGAGAGAAGUGAUAACGUAUGAUAUCGAGAACCGCAAGUUCGGUUCGUACACGGACGAAUUCCCUGAGAAAUUACCCGUCCUCACGGAAGACGAAUUCAUAUCCGUAAUUCCAAAGCACGUGAUGGAACUGUAUUUCAACUUGUACAAAAGAAUUCGAAGCAUUGCCCCCGACGAUGAAAGUGUCAUGCUUCUCAUCCCAAUAGCAUUGUUCUCAGACUCUGGUGGAAACGAAAAUUGUACCGAUUUUGAUGACAGACCAGCAAUCAAUUCGGCACAGGAACUUUACACCGCAUUAUUGGAGAAAUAUUUAAAUGCAACGCAGGGAAGGGACAAGGGAAAGAUGCUGUUUCCCAGGUUGCUAUCACAACUUAGCGCAAUAACGGAAGUGAGUCACCUGCAUCAAGGUCUGCCCCUCAACCUGAGCGAUGACCAAGUUGAUAAAAUGCACCAACAUUUGCACCGACUUCAGAUGAAAACUUGUGAACAACGUGUCAAUAACCUUCGGAAUGAACAGCUUAACGAAAACAGGACACACAUGGAACAACAAACCGGAGAACAAAGGGAGUGCUGCAAAAAAUCUGUUCUGUUUAAGAAACCUGUUUCGAAAUUAGAAGUUCCCACUACAUCCGAACCGGCAUCCGAAACACUGCCCGCAUUAAUUCACACCUUUGUCAACAUAUCGAAUGAAUUUGGAAUUAAGCAGGAUUAUUUUGAGUCAGGUCCCCAUGUCGGCGUCGAAAAAGCUUUCAUGCGUCGAAUGCCACAACUUUUGAAGAAUCCGUGGGAUUCUUUGGUAAAUGAGGUGGACAAAUUAGUAAUUUCGGAUGGUAUAACACUAAAAAAAUGAUAAAUAGUUGUACACACUCUUAAAAAUGAUAAUAAUAUGACGCAGUCGGUAUUCUAUAUUAAAUAAAGUAUACUAAAUCCAGAGUAACGUAAGUUUGAUAAAGCGUAAAGUUUACGAUGGGAAUGUUCAUAAAAUAAAUACGUGAUUUACAAUUUAUUUUUAAGAGUGCGCUUUGUCAGCAGUGUUAGUGUAAUUUACACAAAAUUGAACAUGUAUGUAUGACGUGAGAAUAUAGAUAUGUACGGGUAGAUGUUUAAAUAUGUAUUCAUUAAUCCUAAGUGUUGAUACUACAUAUUUAUUGUUCUUUCCAUGAAUUCAUUUUACAUAGAUUUAUUUCGAAAAAGCUAAACGACCAGCGCCGUACAUAAGUGUCCCUAUCACAUAAGUACAUAAGUCUUGAUUAUACGUACAUAUGUACAUUAUUUAUUUAAUUAAUUAUUAUUGCAUGAUUUAUUUAAUCCAGCAAUUAUUAUUUAUUUAUACAUACUCAUUGAAAGAUGUGUCACACUUAUUGAUUUUUAGGCGAAAUAAGUAAACGGAGUAAAAGUUUGUCAAAAAUCUUCCCA
Folsomia candida is the source of this 2254-nucleotide messenger RNA. Its product is annotated as thyroid hormone receptor alpha-A. Lineage: Eukaryota; Metazoa; Arthropoda; Collembola; Entomobryomorpha; Isotomidae. Gene Ontology annotation, molecular function: nuclear receptor activity; RNA polymerase II cis-regulatory region sequence-specific DNA binding; zinc ion binding. The transcript is spliced from 5 exons. Bases 144 to 1688 code for a protein of 514 amino acids. Gene Ontology annotation, biological process: negative regulation of transcription by RNA polymerase II; positive regulation of transcription by RNA polymerase II; cell differentiation. The record is from RefSeq and is a predicted model, not a curated record.